AAUGUAUGUGAUGGAGGAGUGAUAGCGCAGCAGCAGCAGCAACAACACUGCCUCAUGUUCCUUACACUGUGAAGUAACAAUUAUCAUCACAUUUACCCUUCACCCUGACGUCUAGUGUCAAGGAGGGAGACAUGAAAUACUCGCUGAGUGCCACUGUGUGCCUCUUGCUGCUUUAUGGUGCAGCUGGCAGUGUAACGGGAGAGCCACUGCCUGUUAAGAGAGGUGUGGAAAGUAGCUCCAUAGUGAAGACCAAGAGUACACUGGUGAAACUUAUUGAUGAAGCAGACUGUAAGGAAGACAUACAUCGUAUAUGUAAAGAUGAUGUGCGCAAUAACUUCGCCGUCUUGGAAUGUCUGCAGAAUGAACGAAGGGAGAUCCGUGAAGUCAUCACUGACAAAUGUAAUCAUCUUCUGUGGAAUUAUAAAAUGAACCUAACACGCAGUGGACGAAUAGAGGAAUUGGCCAAAGAUGUUUGUGAAACAGAGCUCAAGCAGUUUCAUGACUGUGAAGUGCAGUCUACUCCUGGUCAUACCAUAUCUUGUAUGGCAGAAAAACUUGACCAGAUUAAGGAUGAGCGUUGUCGUCAGUACCUUCUUCGCCUUGCUGCCAUAGUCUUUAGUGACUUUCGCUAUGUGGAGAAUAUGGUGAACAACUGUAAAGAAGAGAUUGAAAAAUUCAAGUGUGGGCGUGUGGAUCCUGCUCAGGAAGGUCAACCCCACUCCCAGGGCUCCACAAUUGAGUGUCUUUCAAAUCACGCAAGUCAGCUUGGAUCACCAUGCCAUAAACAGAUUCUUAGAUUAGCUGAGCUUCAGUCUGAUGACUUCCACCUUGAUCGUGCACUAUUUUUUGCAUGUCGUGAAGAUCGUGAAAAGUUCUGUGAGAAUAUACGAUCUGGAGAGGGUCGUGUCUACAAGUGCCUUAUGAAACACAAGACUGAACGAGGAAUGAGCAAGGAGUGUGUUGAUCAGAUAUCACGGAGACAGCAGUUGACAGUGCAGGACUAUCGAGUGAAUCGAGGAAUUGUCAGAGCCUGUAGGACUGCUAUCUCUGAGAAUUCCUGCCGGAAAGGAAGUUCUGAUGACAUUCAUGAAGUAAAGCUCUCGAGGAUCUUACUUUGUCUUGAGGGUGCUCUUCGAAAAGGGAUUACUAUCGAUGGCGACUGCAAAGAGGAGAUGCUUGCACACAGAAGGCAGUUGAUGGAAGAUUUCAAAUUAUCCCCGGACUUGAUGGUGUCUUGUAAGAAUGAUAUUGAUGAAUUUUGCAAUGGUGGAAUUGAAACUGGUGGACGCACUCUGCACUGUCUGAUGAAACGUAUUCGUAACCACAACCCUCGUAAGCGUGUCUCAGAACAAUGUAGAAAGGAGUUGGAAACAGUGGUUAAGGAAUCUGAUGCUGGUGAGGAUUGGCGGGUUGAUCCUGUGCUGCACGAGGCUUGCCUUCCUGUUGUAGAAUCUUCUUGCAAGGAUGUUAGAGGAGGAAAUGCAAGAGUCAUGAGAUGCCUUAUGCGCCACAUAGAUUCUCCAGAAAUGCCCUCAGCAUGUGAAGCUGCCCUGUUAGAAAUACAGUAUUUUGUAUCUCGAGAUUGGAAUUUGGACCCCCAGCUUCACAUGGCAUGUGUUGAUGAUGCUGUCAAGUUGUGCAAAGCCAAGAGAGACUGGGCUGAUAGUCCUCCAAAUACUAAUGUCCAGAGAGGGGCUCAAGUUCUCCCAUGCCUGUUUCGUUAUGUUUAUCAUCCAAAACCUCAGUUAAGGGUAAGCUUGCAUGGAUGCACUUUUGUUAUUGAUGACUUGAAAGUUUAGCACAUACAGCAAUUU
Molecule: messenger RNA, 1814 nt
Organism: Cherax quadricarinatus
Lineage: Eukaryota; Metazoa; Arthropoda; Malacostraca; Decapoda; Parastacidae
Source: RefSeq, a predicted model, not a curated record